Messenger RNA from Populus trichocarpa (black cottonwood), 856 nucleotides. Its product is annotated as photosynthetic NDH subunit of subcomplex B 4, chloroplastic. Gene Ontology annotation, cellular component: NAD(P)H dehydrogenase complex (plastoquinone); chloroplast thylakoid membrane. NCBI's taxonomy places the organism in Eukaryota, Viridiplantae, Streptophyta, Magnoliopsida, Malpighiales, Salicaceae. The coding region runs from base 106 to 648 and encodes 180 amino acids. The transcript is spliced from 6 exons. The record is from RefSeq and is a predicted model, not a curated record. Gene Ontology annotation, biological process: photosynthetic electron transport in photosystem I.
GGUGGAUAUGAAUUGUUUCCUUAUCCAUUUCAAAGUACUUAAGAAGGAACGAAAAAGGAAGCUCCAGCGUUUCAGAACGCAGUUAGCCUCCAUCCAAAAUUUAUAAUGGCCAAAGCUAUAACGGGCUUUACCAUCACAAAACCGCACAUGCUUAGCUCUCUGCAGAAAACAAAAUUGGACCUCAAACCAUGUUCAGGAGGGCUUUGGCAAUGUUCAAGCGACGGGCUUCUUAGUGGGUGGCUGCAGCAUAAACGCAGCAAUAAGAAAAGAGCUUCCUUGAGUAAAGUGAAUGCCUUCCCAGAUUGGCCUCUUAUGGCAGUUAUGGUGGAGCAUAUAGAAGGUCAAAGAGACCUUAUAACUCACAAAUCUAUAUGGCAUCUCAGUGAUCGAGCCAUAAAAAACGUCUAUGUAUUUUACCUUAUGUUCACUUGCUGGGGAUGUUUAUUCUUCGGUUCAAUGAAAGACCCAUAUUAUGACUCAGAGGCGUAUAGAAAAGAUGGAGGGGAUGGCAGUGGACAUUGGGUAUAUGACAAGCAAGACGAUAUUGAAGAAUCUGCAAGAGCAGAGCUGUGGCGCGAGGAGUUGAUUGAGGAGAUUGAGCAGAAGGUUGGAGGUCUGCGGGAACUGGAAGAAGCUGGCCGAAAGUAGGAGUUUAAUGGAGAAACCAUCGACCUAUCCUUGUGUUUUACUCUAAUUCUCAGUCACGUCCUUGUAAAAAUUCAAUAAAUCAUAACACCACAUUAUGUGUUUAUGGUUUUUAUUAUUUUUUAUGUUUUGUUACUUGCAAUUAACGAUGAAAAAGAAUGUUGUUUCACUAUUAUUGCCGUUGCUAAUAUUAUUAUGUAGUUACAAAGUA